This is a messenger RNA of Zootermopsis nevadensis, 3713 nucleotides long. Lineage: Eukaryota; Metazoa; Arthropoda; Insecta; Blattodea; Termopsidae. The record is from RefSeq and is a predicted model, not a curated record.
AUGACGUAAUGUAUUAGUGGGAGUAAUUAAUAAUGGAUUAAAUAAUACUUUGGAGUAUUUUUGAAGUUGUUGUGUCAGUUCAGAUGGGACAAAAUUGUUCUUGUCUAUUUGUAGGUUAUAUUUGUUGUGUCACACGACAUUCAGUACGAGGUUUAUGGUUAAUAAAAUAUUUUGUAUCAUUGGUAGCCUCAAUAUUAUUUUUGUUCGUAUCCUAGUUGGUUUGCGGCGUAGUUUACUUAUUUAUCCAUUGUGGCCACUUUCUAGAUUUUUCUGCUGUGCCGAGUGACAAUGUAUUUAUGUUUAGAGAAUGUUAAACGUUUCUUUGCAGGAGAUUAAGUAUAUCGGUUGGAAAGACUUGAGUAUGCGCUGUGUAUGAAUGUCAACUAUAUUAAUGUGCUAAUUGAUUUGAACUGGUUUAGUAUGCAGGCAAAUGCAGAAAUUUGUAGUACAAAGAUGGACAAUGCUAAAACAUAAUUCACUAGUUGAAUCAGAAAAGAACACAUAAAGAGUUUUGUGUUUUAAAAAAUACAGAACUCAUAUCUCUUGACAUGGGAUUUACAUCUACCAUGGUUGUGAUUUUAGUAUGGUUUUGAAAUAGUCAGCCUUACUUAUUUUUUCAACAUUGUCUUGGAGCGAUUAAAGAAAACCAAUAGAUUUUUACAGUAUGAGACCAGUUAUUAAAAAUCUUUUACCUGCAGGUUUAUUUCCGCACUUGUAGUUUUGAAGUUCAAAUAAACAUGUUAUUUUCUUGUUCGUUGAUGUAUUAGUAGUUUUGUAUUUCUUCAGUACACUUUAAUUUUGUGGAUUCUAAAAUUGAGGUGAUUGCAAAUGAUUCUGGAGACCGAGUGACGCCUGCAGUGGUGGCAUUUAAUGAAUCAGAAAUGAUUGUUGGGUUGGCUGCAAAGUCUGGCCUUGCAAGGAAUGGACCCUCAACUGUAAUACACAACAAGAAGCUACUGAAUGAGAAAAUAGAAGAGACUGAACUUGAGGAGAUGGUGAAUGCAAGUGCAUGUAAGGUGAAGCAUGAAGAAGGAUCUGUGAGAUAUGAGAUAAAGAGGGGGGACAAGCUGUGCAGUUUUACGCCCGAAGAUGUGGCCGUCUGCAUCUUUAAGAAAAUGUAUGAUAUUGCAAGCAGUGCUGUACGCUCAGAGGCAGAUUUGCGAGCAGUGCUGGCAAUCCCCUUGCACUUCCAGCAGAACAGUCGUCAGACAGUGAUGCGGUCAGCUGAGGAGGCGGGCUUUGAGGUUCUGCAAGUGAUCAGUGAACCAUCGGCUGCUGUCCUUGCUUAUGGAGUGGGGUUGUCCAACUUGGAUGAGGAACAUCAUUGCCUGGUGUACCGGCUGGGUGGUGAGACACUGGAUGUGACGGUGGUUCAGGUCAGUGCUGGCAUGUACACCAUAUCUGGGACUGUGCACAAAUCAAACCUGGGAGGCAACACAUUCACGAGGAUACUUGCUGACUAUCUUGCAGGCGAAUUCAGACAUCGUUGGAAGUUGGAUCCACAGGAGAGUCGUCGCUCAAUGGUGAAACUGCGUAGUACUGCUGAGACCUGCAAACAUAUACUUUCAACAGUGAGCACUGCACAUUGCUUUGUGGAAUCACUUUGUGAAGGUGUUGACUUCAGUUACAACAUUACACGGGCUCGCUUUGAGAACCUUAUCACAUCCCAUCUUUCUGAGUACAUGCAGCCAGUACAUGAAGUGUUAAAGAAGUCUGGACUUAGUAGCAAACUUAUUACCAAGUUGAUUCUGAGUGGUGGAGCCAUGAAGAUGCCCAAGCUGCAGCAGGCAGUGGGGGAUCUCUUCCCUGAGUCUGAGGUAUUGAGUGGGAUCUCUCCUGAUGAAGUGAUUGCAACAGGUGCAGCCAGGCAGGGCAGCUACCUUGCACGUCCGUUUGAUCCAGACUGUGAACAUCUUGCCAUAGAAGUUCCUGCUGUUUCCAAGCCUAUAUGUGUUAAGGUGUCUGAAGAAAUAGGACUCAAGUGCAUUAUUCCAGCGCUGACGCCUGUCCCAGUAAAGCGCAUACAGACACACACCAUCACAUCAGAGCAGUCAGAUGUUACAGUGGAACUGUAUGAGACUGACGGGAACUCUUGUGGAGCGCCACUUCUGUUUGGCAAGGUCCAUUUGUUUGAUAUUGUAGGGCCAACAAAGAUCAGUAUAGAGGUGAGCCUAAACAGUGUUGGUGGGAUGCAUGUUAUAGUCACGGAUCACAAGAGCCAGAAGAAACAAACAUGGAAGCUGGAGGUGUGAUGGUAUGAGCUUUAGGUUGCAUGUAUGUAAUUGUGUUGUUGGUUGUAAGCAAUAAAUAAUUUUUUUACAUAUGGUUAGCAGUUAUGAGAUUGGGAGUCUGUUGCUUUGAGAUGGCUGGAUCCUGCAGAGUCUGUGAUAUUAUCAACGUAUACAUAAUAGGGCUUGAAGUAAAUAGGGUGGGUAAAAUGUCAUAUGUUGCAUAUUUAUUGAAAGAUAAAUAUUCCCAAUAGAAGAGGAUACAGUCUUAGUGAUGUAAGUAGCAUUAGACAUGGUGUGGAGGAAAUGCGUCUAACCAACAUAUGAAUGAAGUUUUAAUCAAGUUUUUGUAUAUUAUUUUUACAAAAAGAGUGCAUAACAGCUUGGUUGCAUUAGUCUACAUUUUUUACUCCAUAACUGCUGGAGAGAUUUCAGUGGAUUUUGGUAUUAGGAAUCAACAUCGUUAGUUACCAUAUGAAUUUAAUUGUGAUGUGUACUUUAUUCUUUAAUUUAACUUUAUUAAAUUUCUCGAAUGGUUCAUCAUUUAAAAUAAUAUUUCUUUUCAUAAAGUAUAGGUCUCAUCAAAGCCUAUAACUUUUAUUUAUACAUUUUUUGACAUGGCGAAUAUUUAAUAGGAUAGAAAGAACAUAAUUAUUUUCCACUUUUGAGUGUUGUAUGUGUAAUGUGAUCAGCUUUGCAGCAAUAGAUUUGUGUUUGAAAUGUAUGGCUGUCAAGGUCAGUGAAGUGUGCAAAAUUUUAAUCACUUGUGCCCUUGUAGCUUUGUGUCUGAACUUCCUUUCCAGUUCUAUAUUCAAAAAGUUUCAACUGCAAUUAUAACGUAUUCAAGUGAGUGGUCAUUUUUAUGCUGCUGCUCCCAGAAAAAGAAACCACAUUACCCACUGAAAAGAGGCUGGAUGAGGCUGACAGACAGCUGCUGUGUAUACAGUGAAGCAGGGCAGAACAUUCAUGUUAACCGUGUUGGCUCAGCUGACAAGGUUGUGGUUAGUUCUGCUGUGUUCUGGUGUUUGGAGUAUCUCUGAACCAUGUAAGCAAGAUAAGACUUUAUUUUUUAAAGUGUAAGCCAGGGUAAUAUGGUUAACAUGAAUGCUGCGCCCCUGGAAUGAAGAUUUCUUCUCGAAAGUCUAACCCUGGUUGUCCAGCUCCUACUCUCCACAUUUAUGUUUAUCAGUUUAUCAACUAGCUGCAAAUUACUGAAUGUGUUAAUAGUGCAAACCAUGAUGCAGCAAUGAGGUUUGACAUGGAUGACCAGAGUUUGAUGCCGGCUAUGGAUAUUGGAAUGACAUGCUCACAACUGAAGGUUGCAAAAAUGCACUUUUUAGUGUCUUUCUUUCUGUCUGUCCACUUGUGGUAACUUGAGAACCACUGAAUGGAUUUUCAUGAAACCUGAUACUUUGACUUACUAAUAUUUGUCAGCUUAUUCCAGUUUUGAUUAAAAAGAGACAACAAAGCUUGGUUGAUGGCCUA